CAAAGAGUAGCUAUGUGUGUCUGAAAUUCAAAAUCUUCAUCAUGCCAUUUAAAAAAAAAAAAACCCUGUGUUUCUACCACCGUCUUUGAAUAUUAAGUUCUGUAAAUUUAUUAUGUGCUGUACAAAGUACUACCAUGCUGAAAUUUUUAAAGAGUGCUUCCUAGGUCUAGGUUUUCUUUAGCCAUGGCUUUCAUAAUUUUGUAAUUCUGCUAUGUUCCUUGACCUUGUCUCUUUUAGAUAAAAGAGUCCCAAUAAAUAUGAUACGACAGUCCCCUAAAAAACUCCCAACACUUUGGAUAAUGUUGCUGUUAACUUUUUUAUUUCAUCCUAGGUCUUUUACAUAUUGUUAGUUUAAUUGAAUAUUGUUAGCUUGUUAAUUAGACAGUGGUUUAAUGGAAAAAGUAUUACCACUGGAAUCCAAGACCAACAUUUCAAUCAGUCACCUCUUUGUGUCCCUUUCAUCUAUAAAAAUGGAAGUAAUUUUACCUCUUGCCUUUUUAAGGAAAAAAAAAAGACAAAAGAUAUAUAAUUGCUUUAAAAGAUUCUUUUGAAUAGUGAUGUAUAAAUAUAAAAAUCAGUAAAUCUGAGCUUAAAGUUGACAUAUAACUUGUUGCCUACUUAAACUGCUUACCAAUGACUAUGGAUAUGUAUGUUCAUGAAAAAUGCAUGGAAACAGGUUCAAAUCCAGCCUUGCUACUCAGUGACUGGCCAGUUCAUUUAACUUCAGCUUCAUUGUCAAAAUGAAGGAAUUUAUGAUGGUCAGUACAGUGCUUUGAGAUUCUGAAGUUACCUUCAGAGAUUGAAGUUAUGAAAAAUUUAAAAAUAGUAGAUGAAAUCAGAAAUGGCCACUCUUAAUAAAAUACAUAAGGUAUGAAAGUGUAAACUGAGAAGAUGUAAAAAUGAGUUGCCUCUUCACAUAUACAAAUCCAUGGACACUUCCACCCCUCCUAGAACAAUUCUGUGUAGAAAAUUGGUCAAGGGGGACUGGCUCUUUGAGCAGAGGGCUGGAGGAUGAGAAGGAACCUGACAUAGCAAGACAAGAGGAAGGAGUAUCCCUGAAAUUGAGGAAAUAGCCAGUAUAAUGGCUCAGGGGUUGAAAGUAAGCUUGCCUUGUUCACACUUCAGAAUGAAGCCCUUGUGAUACACACUUUGAGGUAGGCAGGGAGGCCUGCUCACUUACAGUCUCGUGAUGGGAGUAAGCAGGAGAGUGAUAACGGAUUAAGACUUACUUGAGCUGUUCUGUAAGAAUGGACAAUGUAGGAAUGGGUGAUGGAUGGGUAAGCUAGUUAAGGGCCACAUGUAAAUAGUUAAGGAUAAUAAUGAUGGCUGAGCCAGGGUGGUAGCUGUGGAGGGAAGUAAGAAGUACUUGGUUGUAACAUAACAUUUUGAAGUUGAGGUUAAUGAGACUUACUGGUUAGUACUUAAGAGCUUAGUAAACAGUAUGGACUUGGUAAAAGGCUUUGGGUUCAGAUAUCCACUGUGUCCUUUAUUGACUGGCCGUGUGACUUCACCAGGAUUCGCUUUCCUCAUUUGUAGUAUAGGCAUGAAAUAAUAGCACCUACCUCAGAGGUUAGUUGCAAAAGAAAAUCCAUAAAAGCUUUUACCCUAACAAAUGUUAACUAUUACCACCAUUACUGUCUAAGUAUUACUGUUUUCCACAAAGACGAUUUUGUUAGUUUUAGGAUUAGUCUUCCAGCUAUGGGCCUUGCUGUCUCCAUACUCUUGAGAUUGCUCUUUCUGAAAUACAGAUUUCAUGGCGCUGUCCUGCUGAAAAUCCUCAGUAGCUCUCCAUUUUGAUAAAGUAAAAACUAUUGGGAAUGGUAUAUUUGGUUCUUGAUAAUAUGACUCCUUUUCUAUCUCUGUCACAAGUUCAGCCCACUUAAACCACUUAAUCUUUUGGUUCUAAGGAGAUCUCUGCAGUUCCUUAAGCAGGUAACAGGACUUAUUUCUUUCUUAUCUGUCCUUUCCCAUGCUUUUCCCCCUGCGUUGAAAUGAUCUUUUCUGGUGUUCUUCACCAGCAUCAGAAUUUUGAAGGAUUGUUUUAUAGUCCACUAGUUUCCAAUAUCGUUGAGAAAUCCAAAACCAUUCUUCUAUCUAAUUCUUUGUGUGUGAUGACUUUUCUUUCUGGAAAAUUAGAGUUUUCCUUGCCAGUGUAUCGAAAUUUUAUAAUAUGUGCCUUGGUAUGGGGCUCUUUUCCACUGUUCUGGUCACUUGGGUGUGUACUUUCAACCUGGAAAGUAAAGCUCUUCAAUUCUGGGAAAUUUUCUUGAAUUGUUUAGUAACUUCCUGCCCUCGAUAUUUUCUUCUCUCUAGGUCUUUUUUUAAAAAUCUAAUAUUAGACUUCAUUGACCUGACUUCCUCAUCUUUCCUUUUCCUUUGUUUCUUUGCUCUUUAAAAGAUGCCUUCAAUUUUUCUUUCUUUUUUUUUUUUUUAAAGUAAGCUCUACACACAACAUGGGGCCUCAAUUCAUGACCCCAAAAUCAAGAGUCACAUGCUCCACUAACAGCCAGCCAGGCACUCCUCAAUUUUAGUUUCUAAUCCAUUUAUUGGGAUUUUCAUUUCUGGUAUAAUUUUAAUUUCUACAAGGUUAUUAGUUUUUCUUCAAAAAUAUAUUUGAAUAUAUAUACAUUCAAAGAAAAAUUAAAGUAUAUAUCCAUCCUUGUUUCUUGGAUGCAAGUCUUAACUCUAUGAAGAUGAUAGUGAUAAUUUUCUUUUGCCUACAUAGUCUAUUCCAGUCAUUUUACUUUUUAUCCUACUUGUUUAUUCAGCAUAAAUGUAUAUACAUAAUUAUAACCAGAAGAAAACAGUGAAAAGAAAAUUACAGGGCAUGUGGAAUUACAACCAUUUCACCGAAUAUUUAAAGGAUUUCUCCCAUGCUGGAAGUUAGAAUAGCCAGUGUUUUAAACCUAGGACAUAGUUUUGAGUGAAGUUUGUUGGCUGGAAUGAGGUGUGAAAUGAUUAUGCAUGGAUUGGGGCAUGUGAUGACGUUCCCCAUGACAAUUUAAUAAAGCUUACUAAGGAUUAUGCUAAAGUUUGAAUGUCUAUAAAUAUCAAAUUUAACAUUCUGUAGCACUGGCAAUGGAAAUAAUAAUAAAUGUAUUGUUAAUCAUGUUUUUAGCAGAGUUUUUACCACUAUUGGUGCUGCUAAAGGACUGUAGAUUGAAUUUAAGUGCAGAGAGGAGGGCGAAUUGCAUUAAUGAAUUCCUGUUAUGUGCCAGGCACUAAUCUGAAAUUAUAAAGUGAAAUAUAUUUCCCCACAAAUGAUAUCUAUUGUUUUAUUCAUUUGGAUUGUAUUGUGCCUUAUUUGCUUUUGUAUCCCGGUGCCCAGUACAGUGUCUGACUCAACCAGCGCUCAGAAAAUGUUGAACACCUGCAAAGGAAGGCAGAAUCUUUCAUUUACUCUUUUGUCUAAAGGGGAAGGGCUAAAUCUGGAUUGCCUUGUAGAUAUCCUGAACAUUUAAUUAUAUUUCUAAAAUUGAAAUGGAAUGGUUAUCAAUUUACAGAACUGUAACGGCGUUUUAACGCCAUCAAAAACGAAUGCAAAACAGAAAGGGAACCCUCUAACUUGGACUCUUAACUUCUCCCUAAUGAUCUGUGCCGGCAAAGCUGGGCGCGGAGGCCAAUCAGUGCGGCAGAUCGAGGGCCAGCCAAUCAUUCGCAGAGGCUCUAGUCCCGCCCCCGGCGCUCAGCCUCUGGCCUUUGGGUACCCAGGCGGGGCGACACUCCCCCAAUAUCGGCACCUGCGGUGAAUUGUGUAGCGGUCUCGUCCUUCCACAACGCUGGGUCUGAGAGCCAGCCAUGACUACCAAAGAUUAUCCAUCAUUGUGGGGUUUUGGAACAACAAAAACAUUUAAAAUUCCCGUUGAACAUUUGGAUUUCAAGUAUAUUGAAAAAUGUUCAGAUGUUAAACACUUGGAAAAAAUUCUUUGUGUGCUCAGGUCUGGUGAGGAAGGAUAUUAUCCUGAACUUACGGAAUUUUGUGAAAAGCGCCUUAAAGGCUUGGCUCCUGAAAGUAGAGCUUUGAGGAAAGAUAAGCCUGCAGCAACAGCAUCCAGCUUUACAGCAGAAGAAUGGGAAAAAAUUGACGGUGAUAUAAAGAGUUGGGUAUCAGAAAUUAAAAAUGAAGAAAAUCAAAUAUACUUUCAUGAAACUGAAACAUUUCCAGUGGUGGAAGAUAAUUUGCCUCCAGUUCGUGGUUCAAACAGCCGUCUUCAUGUUAGUAAGGAAAAAUAUUCUAAUAGUAGACCAACUAAAAGGAAAAUCCCAAGGGAUUAUGCAGAAUGGGAUAAAUUUGACGUGGAAAAAGAAUGUUCAAAAAUUGACGAAGAUUACAAAGAAAAAGCCGUAGUAAACAACAAGUCACAUUUGUCUAAAAUUGAGACAAGAAUAGACACAGCAGGUCUAACUGAGAAAGAAAAGACUUCCCUUGCUACUCGUGAAAAGGAAAAAGGAAAUGAAGCUUUCAACUCAGGAGAUUAUGAGGAGGCUGUGAUGUAUUAUACUAGGAGUAUAUCAGUGCUUCCCAAUGUAGUGGCCUAUAACAAUCGCGCUCAAGCAGAACUCAAGCUACAGAACUGGAACAGUGCUUUUCAGGAUUGUGAAAAGGUGUUGGAGUUAGAACCUGGAAACUUAAAGGCUCUUCUGCGCCGUGCCACUACAUAUAAACAUCAAAACAAGCUCCAGGAAGCUAUAGAAGAUUUGAAUAAAGUACUGAAUGUUGAACCUGAUAAUGAGUUGGCCAAAAAGACCUUGUUGGAGGUUGAAAGAGAUCUGAAAAAUUCUAAACCUGCACCUAAGACUGAAACCAAAGGGAAGAGAAUGGUAAUCCAGGAAGUAGAAAACUCAGAGGAUGAAGGUGGAAAGGACAGCAGAAGAAAACAUGAAGACAACAGCGGAGAUAAGAAGGGCGCGGAGCCGGCGGGAGCCAGGAGCGCCGCGGAGCCGUGCGCCAUGGGCAACAUCCAGAAGAAGCUGACCGGCAAGAGCGAGGGUGGCAAGCGGUCGGAGAGGGGCGCGCCGCGGCGGGGUCGGUCGCCAGGGGCCGGCGCGGACAAGCGGGGCCGACCGCGUGCUUCGGCGGCGGCGGCGGAGGGCGGCGCCAGCCGGCACCCUGGUGGCGGGCGGGGCGCGGGAGACCCCACCGCCGCGCCCCCUUCCCCCCCCGCCCCUCUCGGCCCCGCCGGCCUGAAGAGCCAGGGCAACGAGCUGUUCAGAAGCGGGCAGUUCCCCGAGGCGACCCUCAAGUACUCGGCGGCGAUCGCGCAGCUGGAGCCUGCAGGAAGUGGAAGCGCAGAUGAUCUAAGUAUCUUAUAUUCAAAUAGAGCAGCGUGUUACCUAAAAGAAGGAAACUGCAGCGGCUGCAUUCAAGAUUGUACCAGGGCUCUGGAACUUCAUCCAUUCUCCAUCAAACCUCUUCUUCGACGAGCAAUGGCCUAUGAAACUUUAGAGCAGUAUCAGAAAGCUUAUGUGGAUUAUAAAACGGUGUUGCAAAUGGACUGCACAAUCCAGCUAGCGAAUGACAGUAUUAACAGGAUAACAAGAAUUUUAAUGAAUCUGGAUGGACCAAGCUGGCGGGAGAAGCUGUCACCCAUUCCUGCUGUGCCCACUUCCACGCAUUUACGAGCUUGGCAGCCUGCCACAGAGACACCCCCAGACCAAGUGGGAGACUCCUGUAGCCAUUCCCAGCCUGGCAUCACAGAUGAAAAAAUGUUUAAAACCCUUAAAGAAGAAGGAAAUCAAUGUGUAAAGGACAAAAACUAUAAAGAUGCCCUUAGUAAAUACAUUGAAUGCUUAAAGAUUAACAACAAGGAAUGUGCCAUUUAUACAAACAGAGCUCUGUGUUACUUGAAGCUGUGCCAAUUUGAAGAGGCAAAGCAGGAUUGUGAUCGGGCACUUGAGAUAGAUAACAGGAAUGUAAAAGCGUGCUACAGACGAGCUCUGGCUCAUAAAGGACUCAAGGAGUAUCAGAAAAGUUUAAACGAUCUCAAUAAAGUUCUUCUGCUGGAUUCAAGUAUUAUUGAGGCAAAGAUGGAACUGGAAGAGGUAACCAGACUCCUUAAGGAUAAUGCAUCAUUCAACAAAGAAAAAGAGAGAAGGAAAAUUGAAAUUCAAGAGGUGAACGAAGGCCAUGAAGAAGAGCCUGAAAGGACCUCUGAGGAGGUGUCCAAUGACUGCUUUGCCACCAGGAAGGAGGACACAACCAAUGGGCCACCAGCAUACUGUGAAACACUCCCAAUCGCCAGGCCUACCAAUGCCUAUGAAUUUGGUCAGGUUAUAAAUGCCAUCAGCACGAGGAACGAUAAAGAGGCCUGUGCACACAUUUUAGCCGUCACUGAACCGAAAGAUUUGCCAGUGUUGUUGAGUAACAAACUUGAAGGGGAUACAUUCCUCCUCCUCAUUCAGUCUCUGAAAAAUAAUCUUAUUGGGAAAGAUCCUUCUUUGGUGUAUCAGCAUCUUUUCUAUCUAAGUAAAGCAGAAAGGUUCAAGAUGAUGUUGACACUAAUUAGCAAGGGCCAAAAGGAGCAAAUUGAACAGCUCUUUGAUGACCUCUCAGACACACCAAACAAACAUUAUACUUUAGAAGAUGUACAGGCCCUGAGAAGGAAGUAUGAGCUUUAAAUCAAGGCUAUUGUUAGAUUUCUUCCAUGCAUGUAUGAGUUCCAGUAGUGCUAAUGGGAUGGUAUUGUAAUAGCGUUGCAUGGAUAAAACCUGGUUUCGAAAAGAUCCUUUGGUUUGGACUGUAAAAUAUUUUAUGUAUUUUUAUAUAGAGAACAUGUAUAUUCUACGAUAUGCUUUUAUUAGUUGUAAAUAUUUUCCUACGUACCAGAGCUAACAUCUUUAUAUUUAAUAAUAAGUAUAUUUGGAACUUGUUCAAGUACGUUUUAAUUUAUAUUCUAAAUUUUCUUUUAAUAACUCGUUAAAAAUUUGAGUUCCAUUCCUUUGGGCCAUAAAGGAUUCCUCUUAAGUUUGAUAGAAGUGUAUUUCUUUAAAAGUGAAAAUCAUUAACAGUGAUUAUUAUAUCACCUUUAUUUCCUGCUAUGAUAUAUAUAUAAAUACUAUUUUAUACUACUUCUGGAUUACAAUCCACUAAGGUGAAAUGUAACACUUAAAUCUUACAAUAUGAAAUGAUUAUUAAAUAAAUUAUUAACUUAGAGCUAUAAGAGAACUUCUUUUCUUACGUGGAAACAUUGCCUAAUAAUUAAAGAACAAAAUUGGCAAAAAUUUCUACUACUUACUACUUUUUACUAGAUUUUAAAGUGCGGUUUCCCAAACAACUGUAUAAAAGCAGACUAAGCCUGCAUUGUCCCCUCCACAUUUUCCCCAACGUUUAGAUGUUGUCUUCACCCUUUUUUCCCGCCCCCUCCCCCCAAUUUAUUCCCUCAAUGGAAAAGUGAAGUCUUAUUAAAAUCUCCUUUGUUAACUGGGUCAAAGUAAAGGUAUUUCUUACAAUAAAACAUUCAGGUCUCUA
Molecule: messenger RNA, 7468 nt
Organism: Herpailurus yagouaroundi (jaguarundi)
Lineage: Eukaryota; Metazoa; Chordata; Mammalia; Carnivora; Felidae
Gene: SPAG1
Product: sperm associated antigen 1
Exons: 19
Coding region: 3799-6618 (939 amino acids)
Cellular component (GO): cytosol
Molecular function (GO): protein binding
Source: RefSeq, a predicted model, not a curated record